AUGGGAGCAGCUAGGGAUCUUUGGUUGCGAUGGAAGAUGCUGAGGUUGCCGUGGAGGAAGAAGUUCCUAAUAGGUCAAGACCUUCACGGCAACACUUUCUGGGAAUUCAAAGACACCCUCAAUCCCGGUCGAUGGCGGCGUAUAGUGAAAGCGGAUCGCCGAACACACUUUUCCGACGUCCAAGUAUCGCCCCAAUGGCAUCAAUGGCUGCGACAAACUCGUGCAGAUGCCCCGACUCUACAGGAACAGGCUGCGGAUCUUCAGAGACAAGCUUUGUUGAAGCAGAAUGCUCGCCUUGCUGAUGCAAGAUGGGCCGCAAAAGCAAGAUACAUCGAGGAACCUAAGCCUGCUUCUACAUCUUCAUUGCCUGGUGACCCUGUAACAGACAGGCCCAGCGCUGAAUCCAUUCAAAGGCAAGCUCCCACGUCGCCGAAGUCAAAAAGUACCGUUGAAACUCCUACACCUUUUCCGAAAGAAGCUCCUGCGAAGACGCCGAAAGAUGCCGGAGCGAACCCGGGAGCCGCCUGGCAGCCCCAAGCAUGGGCCCCCGGGCCUGCGAAACGAUGA
This is a messenger RNA of Capronia coronata CBS 617.96, 567 nucleotides long. RefSeq lists its product as uncharacterized. The transcript is spliced from 2 exons. Bases 1 to 567 code for a protein of 188 amino acids. Lineage: Eukaryota; Fungi; Ascomycota; Eurotiomycetes; Chaetothyriales; Herpotrichiellaceae. Gene Ontology annotation, biological process: mitochondrial respiratory chain complex I assembly. The record is from RefSeq and is a predicted model, not a curated record. Gene Ontology annotation, cellular component: membrane.